Messenger RNA from Ascochyta rabiei, 1362 nucleotides. RefSeq lists its product as uncharacterized. The transcript has 2 exons. NCBI's taxonomy places the organism in Eukaryota, Fungi, Ascomycota, Dothideomycetes, Pleosporales, Didymellaceae. The record is from RefSeq and is a predicted model, not a curated record. Gene Ontology annotation, cellular component: endoplasmic reticulum membrane. The coding region runs from base 1 to 1362 and encodes 453 amino acids. Gene Ontology annotation, biological process: lipid storage; lipid droplet organization.
AUGGAUUUGUCCACCAGGGACGAAGUGAAAGACGAGCGCGACGGUAGGCGGUCACUUGUCCAGAAUGCCACGGAUACUCUCCUCUUUCCUCUACGCGUCGCGACCUCUCCACCUCUACUACGGACCUACUUGCGCACAUUCCUCCUCGUACUAGCAUCCACAAUCCUCUUCGCUUUCGCCGUGGUCGCAUACACGUCUUUCUACUACUCGUACAUCCCGGUCCGAGGCAUCUCGAUCCCCGUCUACCUGCAGUUCGAUCACGGCACCACGCCUGCAUCUUUCCUCGGUGACUCGAGCAGGAAAUUUGGCCUGGAAGUGCAGAAAUGGCCACACGGGGUUGCGGGAGUGAAGGGACUAGUGAACAGACAGAAGUAUGAUGUGCUUGUCGAGAUGGUUGUACCGAGGAGCAGGACGAAUUUGAGGGCGGGAAACUGGAUGGUGGAACUUUCUCUGCGUGGUCCCUCUACAUCUGCAACCGGGGGCAUAAAGGGCAUGCUGGGCUGGGACGACGACACCGCUGCUGAAUCUGCCUUACCCGACAACACUGCAGCUGCGAUGAGCAAACCGCCCAUUUUAGCACACUCUCGCCGUCCAGCUAUCCUGACCUACAGGAGUUGGCCUACCGAGCACAUAUACCGGCUCCUCCGGCUCCCGCUGUACCUCUCCGGCUUCGGCACCGAGAGCGAAACGCUGCAUGUCAGUAUGCUAGAGAGCGCAUACUUCCCCACUGCCGUACCCUCUUCAUUACGUUUAGAGCUGCGCUCCCGUACGCCACUCGAAGUAUACCGCGCCUCUGUGCACAUCAGCGCGAAGCUGGAGGGACUGAGGUGGAUAAUGUACACAUACAAACUGAGCAGCCUCAUCGUCUUCGUAGCGCUGUUCUGGGGCACAGAAAUGGGCGUGCUGUUAUUGACAUGGGGGGUCGCCACUAUGCUGUUCGGCAGCUCGACGAAGCACGAAGAACAACAGGAAGGACACUCGCGCGUCAAGAAAGAAACCCGCGACGGCGACCAGGCGAGAGACGCGGGCACAGAGUAUAGCGACACGGACCGCACAUUCCCCACCCUGCACGGCCAGCAGCCACUCCGCUACCUCUCGCCCGACAACAAGACGAAACUGAAGGACGAACCGCGCGAUCAAAGACUCGAAGACAUCCCCACAAGAGACGAAGAAGCAGACGACGAAGACGAUGACUUCGUCCUCGAGGAACCGGUGCCCAGGGGCCUCGAGUCACAGGGCGCGUUUACCGAUAGCGGGCUGGGGACUGGUAUGGACAGCGAGCGUGACAGAGAGCGGGAGCGCGUGAGGAGGCGAGGCAGUGUCAGAGGCGGUGUGAGAAUUAAGGAUGAGCGGGAUCUCUAA